This is a messenger RNA of Brienomyrus brachyistius, 10263 nucleotides long. Its product is annotated as A-kinase anchor protein 13-like. The record is from RefSeq and is a predicted model, not a curated record. Bases 333 to 7967 code for a protein of 2544 amino acids. The transcript has 39 exons. Gene Ontology annotation, cellular component: actin cytoskeleton; plasma membrane; ruffle membrane. Gene Ontology annotation, biological process: positive regulation of canonical NF-kappaB signal transduction; positive regulation of neuron differentiation; cell morphogenesis. Lineage: Eukaryota; Metazoa; Chordata; Actinopteri; Osteoglossiformes; Mormyridae. Gene Ontology annotation, molecular function: microtubule binding; guanyl-nucleotide exchange factor activity; MAP kinase scaffold activity.
AUUACCAGGGAGAGAAAGAAGUUUGCGCUCGGUGUUACAACAGUAGCCAGUAAAGAAGGUCACGUUGUACUUACAUUUGCUGGUGAAGUUUAAGAUUUGGGCGAUAAUAACAGUGGACAAGUCCUGGACGUUUGAGGGGAUGACUGGGAGCAAACAUUACUUUGAGGCAAAGUUGGCUUGCGCUUGUUAAACUGUCACCAGGCACGGAAGAGUAUGAAUUGUACUGGGGAGCGCACGCUUUGAUCAGCCCUCAUUUAAAGGUUGAAUGUGGGAGUAGCUGGAAAAUAAGAGCCUUUCAGAAGACUGUGGAUUCUUCUGCUGUGUCCAGUGUCAUGAAACUUAAUCCACAGCAAGCCCCGUUGUGUGGCGAGUGUGUCCUCACCGUGCAGCUGUGUCGUGAUGAGCUCCAGGGGGAUCGGGCGCAAUCGGAUUUCUACCUGCUCUUCAGAGGCUCCACCCAGAGGCACCUGGCCAGCACCCGCAGGAUCAGCCCUGACACCCUGCAGGCAGUCUGUCCCUCUCACGAUCGCUGCGAGCCUGUCCAGGUGACCCUGUUCGCCUUGAGGUUGGGUCACCCUGCAGCCCUUGUGGCGCAGGCCGGCUUCUCCUUCACGCAGGACCUGGCUUUCAACAAGGAACAGCUCCCAGUGAACCGCGCUGGCCAGGUGGGGGCGCCACUGCUGGCCGAGCCCCAUGUUCCACUGCAGGAGCAUGAAUGGCCGGAUGAGGGCCUGACUGUAACCUCGCGCCGCACGGACCAACCGGAGAGCUGCAGUGUGCCAAGCUGCCACCUGGACAUAGGUGCUGAUCCUACACCCCAGGAGACUGUGCUGCACACUGCCCCGUGGCCCGAUUUCCCGCCGCGGCAGCCGGCUGACCACGAGGCCCCGGGACUGGCCAACGAGCAGGCGGCCCCCCCUCUCUCGCUGGCCGAGACGGGGGACCGAGGACAGCCCCAGCACCUCCUCAUCCAGGCCGAGGCUGCAGGACCACAUCCAGAGGCUCCCUUGCUGCCCAGUCCUGGAGGCCGGGCGGUGCAGCACCACCCAGGCCUGAACACCUACACAUUGACAGUGGCCACAGACCAGGGAGACACGCCCCUAGGCCUGCAGGAGGAUGUGGACCAGCUGACGCAGAUAAUUAAUCAGGGAGGACCCUCGUUUCGGCCGCAGUCAGAGCUGCCGGGCGCCACCCAUGAAUGCGUUACAAGCGCAGGAGUGGCUGCACAUGACUGUGGCUCUAGCGUGACAGAGCAGAAGUCCAUUUCUGAAGAUUUCUCUGGAGAACACAGGCAGGGGGCCCAGUUACUGAGGCAGUCGGAACAAUCCGAACCCCCCUCGUGCAGUGGAGGCUCUGAUGUCGAGGCGGACCCCUGUCUGCACCAUGGUGUAGAUUGUGGUGCUCAGGAGGAAAAGGAGGUGGGGGCAGCCCCUGUUUGCUUCACAGAGUCCAGGAACGAGUCAGCAGAUAGCAGAGACGCCGCCCUGGCUUUGGAGGUGGGGCCUGACCCAGCUUUCAGUGAGCUGUCUUGGGGAAGCCGGCAAGAGGAAACUGAUACUAACCUCGGCACAAUCAGAGUGCUGCAGGGCCGCCUGGGGGGGGCUGAUAUUUCGAGCCAGGAAGCAGUGAGAACAGCAGAAAGGGCGGGUGCAAAGCCGCCACACGAUAACGAAAAAUCAGUCCUUGGCGAGAGCACCAUCUCAACAGAUAUGGGCCACUCACACUCUCAGGAGAACCCAGGAACAUCCCAUGAUGAUUCUGAGAAGGUCUCUCGGGACCCAGCGCAGAUAGACGUGAUCAUGAAAGAAACCACAACCACUUCGGACUUACAGGAAGGAGAGGAAGGUGAAAUGGAGGCUACCAGUGUGGCAGAGGCAGAUCGCCCCACACGGGACCACUCAGAUUUAUCUGCCAGCCAGUGGGGUGGCCAAGACUUCGAAGGGGCUGUGGCCAGAGCCGAACAUCCGUGCCCCUCGACUAUUAGCGAGGCAGACUUAGAACUGGGGACGAGCCUUUGCGAACAAAGCCAGGAAACAGCUGCGGUGGAUUACGCUGAAGCAGACGGGAGCGACGGCCUCACACUGAAUAACAAGCAGCCUACGGAGGCAGAGUCCGUGCAGAAUGACUGUGGGGAGCUGGAUUUAGAGACGCAGGAGCCAUGCAAGCUGGACUGUGCCUCAGAAUUGACCCCCGAAACUAUGGCUGAAAGUGCAGAGGUCAAGAAGGAGAACUGUGACCAAGAUGAGAACGCGGCGUCCUGUGGGUCAGAAUUGGAAGCACAGUUCUGUGACUCGUUAGAGGCAUCUAUCCCGAUGGAGUUGUCCCUACCAGCAGAAUAUCAAAAUUGCUGUGAAAUUUCUACUCCAGAUCCUGCAUCAGAAAAUGGAGACGUCUUAUCUAAGGUAAAUGAGCCGACAGAAAAUGAUUUCCCUAACGCAAUAGAGGCUGAGUCUCUUAUAGAAAACAGUGAUGACAUGACAAGUGUCAUUUUGGGGGAUUUAAGUCAAGACAGCACUCAGCAUCCUCACAAUACUGAAGAGCACACUCUCGAGAUUGGCAUGGAGAAUACACUGUCAGAGGGAAAGGACCCUGAAGUAACUGCAACACAGGAAGGGGGUCCUACGGAGGUGGGAGAAACUAAUGGAAUCGUGCCUCUGCUUUCCGUUCCCUUUUCCAAUGAGGAGGAAGCCCUGAAUUCAGUGAUUGGCCCCACAACUGUAGAAGAGGAUAGAUCAGCAAUGUGUGGUGAAGUAACAUCAGCUCAGGAAUACAGUCUUGAGGGGGAGAUGGAAGACAAUGGAAGGUCCACUGCUGCAAACAGCAUUGACGUAAAAUCUGAAUCCUCACUCUCCAGUGAUUUAGAGGACAUAGGUGGAAAUAUCGGUGAUGUGGCUCUUGGAAAGAACAUCUCAAAUGAAGUGAUCUCCACAGAGGAAACGGUUCACCCGGCGGUCACGGACGUGAGCAAACCAUUAGAAGAAAGCAAAACUGUUGUGCAUCUAGAACCUGAGGUUCCCCCCAAACAGGAUCUCGAGGGCCAGUUGUUGCCUGACUCUGAGGUAUUGUGCAAUGAGAAACCACCGGAAUCUUCCGUAGAAGAUGUGCAAGCAGCCCCCUCACAUGACCAUCCUGGGACGGAUAUUGGCAGCCAAAAGGAGCAGAAGGACACUGACAGAUGUGAGGUGAUACAGGAAACACAGGAGACUGAGCCAGAGUCAAGUGUUACUCAGAAACCGCUCACAUCUGCGGACCAGCAGGUUGUGGGAGAAGGUCUCCUUCUUCCGGAGAACGACCAGACUGAUGGUCAUGAACACAGUACCUCCCAUUCUACCCCUGACGGCAGCCCUGUUGUGUCCGAGGAGAGUAUCCCACAUGAAGAAAUAUGUGUAAAUGGUGAGGAGUCGGACACUGCGGGUAGCAGUGUGGCAACAGGGAGCGCCAAUGAGGACACCGCUGAGGUGGAACUUCUUACCUCCAAUUCAGUUUUAGAGAAGGUCUCUGAGCAAAAAGACCCCGAAUCUCCUAUAGGGGAGGUUGUGACUCGCCGUAAUGAGCUGGCAGUUCCUGCCGGGUCCAUGGAGCAAGUGAGUGAGCUGACUGCCCCGGAUUCCCUGGGGCUCCGUUCUCCCCUGGACCGAGGCAGCAGCCCAAUUGCUGAGGCUGAACAUGUGCAAGUGGCAGAGAUGAUGGGGAAAGUGUCCGAGGAAGAGCCCAGUAACACGUCGGGCCAGGAGACCGUCGGCAGCGGAGAGGUCCCCACAGCAGCUGCAGCUGGAGAGGCAGCGGCCAGCGAGAAGGACUCGUCCUCCAGCGUGAGGAUGGAUGACGUAGGUGCUGUAGGGAUCCACAGAGAAAGGGACACCUUCCCUUCUGUCAAUUGCUGUUCAGAGCCCAAUGUCCUGGAAAGGAAGCAGAGCUCGGCUAGUCCUGAAUCCCCCGAGUCGCUCACCCCUCGCAGCACGGGGAGCUCGUUGUCCAUGCCACAGCGGGACUCAGGCAGCGACGCAGACUGCCUCUCCUGCACCGAUCCCGGGGAUGACGUCUUGUUCCGGAAGGGGGACGGAACAGCAACUGGAGACAGCAGUAGUGAGGUGUGGGCCUCCUGUUCCUCUACGGACGACACGGCCAGCACAGGAACGCCGGGCUCUGUCCGGGAGCAUCGUGCCCGGAAUGCCACCUUUGGCUCAGAUGAAGGGAGGCCCCCUGGGGAGGCGGGAGGCAAGGCUGGGGGUGUGGGAGGGGCCGAGGCCGAAGAGGAGGCCAAGGACAGGCUGACGGAGGUGCCGGCCCGCGCCACCAUCCUGCGUUCCUCGGUGCGCUCCCUGUCACCCCUCCGCCGCCACAGCUGGGGGCCAGGAAAGAAUGCGGUGGGGGAGGCAGAGCUGAGUCCACGCAGUACAUUGAGAAGGCCGGAGGACAGGAAGCCGUCAUUUCAUAGGAGGAGUUUGAGCUGGUGUCCCUUGGAUGGCCCUGGUCCCAACACGGACGAGAUCAGUACCAGAAGCUACAGCCUGGAGGGCCUGACCGCAGAUGGCGACGCCAAGGAGCCCCUCCCGCAAGUCAGCCCUCCGCGGGAUCCCGGGACGUCGUCCCAGCUGGACAGUGAAGACAGGGGGUCGCUGGUCUCCUUGACUGAGGAGGAACAGGAGUCCUACCUGGGGGACUGCAGCAGCCUGGACAGUCAGAACUCGAUGCGCAUCCGGCCCGUGAUGCAGAGCGGCUCGUCCAUGACUCUACCCCUGACCAAAUCCGUGUCCAUGCUGGCCAUCAGUCAGAAGGACCUGGACGGCAUGAGGUCUUCAUCCCGGACUCUGGGCUCUUUUUCGAACAGUAUUUCCGAGGAGGACCCUGGCCCACUGAGGAGUUAUACUGAAGGCAAGAGUGGGACCAAAGUGAGCCGCACCUUCAGCUACCUCAAGAGCAAGAUGUACAGGAAGAGUAAGGAGAAGGACAAGGACAAAAACAAGGAGAAAGACAAGGAGGUCAAGGAAAAGGAGAAAAAGACACUCAACGGGCACCUCUUCAGCACAGUCACCUCGCCCUUCGCCCAGUGCCACCAGUGCAGCAAGCCCAUUGGCAUGAAGGAUGCGUUCUCCUGUUCCAACUGUACUGCUCAUGUACACAAGGGCUGCAGGGAGAGUCUCCCCACCUGCACCAAGGUCAAAAUGAAGCUGCAGAAACAGCAAUGCACAGUACUAGAUGCAGCCCCGGUCCAAACCGUCACUAUGAGGCAGAAAACCACGCCGGUGCGGGAGCGACCUCGCUCGGCCAUCUUGAUCCCCGAAGAUGCCAGUAUGGGGGUGGCCCCCCGCCGGCCUGUCUCCAUUAUGCCCUUUCACACCAGCAACCUGUCCAAGAGCGUCUCCAUUAGCAACAUCCCAAGCCCCGUGCUGGACGACAUGCCCCUAAAAGUACAGCGCUACCUGUCCCAGUCCACCGACUCACUGCACAAGACCAGCAAGGUCAACGAGUCCAUGGAGUCACUGGCAGAUGAGGGCACGGAGAUGAUGGACAGCCAGCUCCUGGGCGAGUUCGAGGCUGACGCCAAGGAGCUGGAGGCCGAUUCUUGGAGCUUCACUGUAGAUAAGAAGUAUCUAAAGCACCUGAAGAAGGACGUCAUCAAGAGACAGGAUGUCAUCUACGAGCUGGUCCAGACUGAGAUGCACCACUUGCGGACGCUGAAGAUCAUGGCUGAAGUGUAUGGAAAGGGGCUGCAGAAGGAGGUGUUGCUGGCGACACAGAUGGUGGAGAAGAUCUUCCCAGCGAUGGAGGACCUGCUGGAGCUCCACACGCAGCUCCUGGGGCGGCUGCUGGAGAGGAAGCGGAAGUCGCAGAAGGAGGGCAGGGAGGGCGGCUUCCUCAUCCACAAGGUCGGGGACAUCCUGCUGGAUCAGUUUGCUGGGAAAAACGCAGAGCACAUGAAGAAAGUUUACGGCAAGUUCUGCAGCCGGCACAGCGAGGGGGUGAACUUUUACAAGGGGCUUCUGGCCAAAGAUAAACGCUUCCAGGCGUUCAUUAAGAAAAAGAUGAGCAGCACCAUCGUUCGACGGCUUAGCAUCCCAGAAUGCAUUUUACUGGUGACGCAACGAAUAACCAAGUACCCAGUGCUGCUGCAAAGAAUUCUGCAGCACACCAAAGAGAGCGAAGAAGACCACAAGGAGGUGGAGGAGGCGCUGCGGCUGGUGAAGGAGGUGAUUGCUGCCGUCGACGGCAAGGUGCACAAGCACGAGCGCAAACGGCGGCUGCAGGAGGUGCACGGGCGCGUGGACGGGCGCUCCAUUACUCGCAUGAAGAGCGGCCAGAUGUUCGCACGUGAGGACCUGGUGCGAGGCCGCAGCCUUCUCCGCGACGGGCCGUUGCAGCUCAAGACUUCGGCCGGUCGCCUCAAGGACGUCCUCGCCCUGCUCCUCUCUGACGUCUUGGUCUUCCUGCAAGAAAAGGACCAGAAAUACAUAUUCGCUCUACUGGACCAGCGCUCCACGGUGAUCUCGCUGCAGAAGCUCAUUGUCCGUGAGGUGGCCAACGAGGAGCGAGCCUUCUUCGUCAUCACAGCCGGCAUUGAGCAGCCCGAGAUGGUAGAGGUGCACGCCAACUCCAAAGAGGAGAGGAACACCUGGAUGCACUUCAUACAGGAAGCCAUGCACUCUGUGGGGAAGGAUGAAGACGAAGGGAUUCCGAGUGAGAAUGAGGAGGACAGAAGGCAACUGGAAACCAAGGCCAAGGAAAUGAGAGACCUGCUGAAAAAGACGGACGAGCAGAUCAUAGCGCUGCUGGAAGAGAAGGUGAAGGUGUUCAGGGACUUGUGCAACUGCAGCAAAAAUGAUGAGAACCCCACCAGGGCCGCAGCGAUGUUCCACACCGGUGCAGAUGACUCACUCAAAGGGGAUCACAUCAUGCAGGACACCCUGAAGGAAGUGGAGAGGCUGCAGUCUCUGCUGAAUGUUGACCUUAGUGGCGGUGGAGGACUUUCAUGUCUACCUCGCAGGGCAGAGACCUUCAGCGGCUUUGACAGCCAUCAGAUGGCUUCCAAACACGGGGACCCGGGUGAGGACUCUGCAGAGCUACGCAGGACAGAGUCUGACGGUGUCCUCAAAAAGGGGGGGGAUAUCAGCCUGGCUCUCAUACUAAAGAAGAACAGCGAGGUCCUUCACAGCGUGACCAGAAUUCAUGAGCUGUUGAACACGUUACAGGCCGUGGUGGUCCAGCAAGACACACUCAUUGAGGACCAGCGGCAGGCCCUGAGCGAGCGCCCCCCCGCUGUGAGAGUCCCUUCUCGGCCCAGCUCGCUCCUGGAGCAGGAGAAGCAGCGUAGCCUGGAGAAGCAGAGACAGGAGGCAGCCGAGCUGCAGAAGCAGCAGGCCGCGCAUGCCGAGGAGCGCCGCCGGCGCGAGCGUCAGUGGAAGAUGCGGGAGCAGGAGCUGGCCGAGCGUGAAGCCAGCCUGCAGGUGCAGGAGGAGGAGGCAGGCCGGCAGGAGCGCGAGCUGGAGGAGUCUCGCCGGGAGCUGCUCGAGCGUAAGGAGGAGUACCAGCGGGACCUGGAGAGGCUCCGGGACGCUCAGAGAAAGCUGGAUAGGGAGCGCAUGGAGAUGGAGAAGAUAGAGCAGGAGCAGAGGAAGGAGCGCACCCCAUCCAGCACCUCCGAGGACUCCCUGAAACUCCAGAGCCCCAGCCUGGACAGGGACCCCGGGGACUGCGAGCUGUCCUCAUCCCCAGGCAAGGACUCCAUGAUGAUGCGGAUGGGCUCCAAGCGGAAGGGGAGGAGCCUGAACCCCUUCGCCCUGAACUCCAGCCACAAGGCGCAGGCACCUGAGGCACAGCCUCAGCUUACGGGCCGCCUGCUGCAGCUGGCAAAGACCAAGGAGAAGAAGGAGAAGAAGAAGAAGAAGGUCAAAGAGCAGCUCUCGCAGCCAGGAGAGCCUCUGCUCACCCAGGAGCCCCACGUGGAUGGAGAAAUCUACUUCUGCUGAGUCUCCACUGCCGCUCACCGAUAUCCCAUGAUGACCUGCUGCCGGGGAGUAAGGCUAAACCGAUCUCAUGGACAGCUUCCCCUACAGCCCAGAGUGGGUGCCACGGUUCGUCUGCGGGGGCCAGGCACCCAGAGGGCUGACCUCUGACUUCUCUAUGAACUCGACAAGUGCAAUGGACUGCAGAAACACAAUCAAGAGGCACAUGUACCUUCCGAAACGCAGCCGUCAAACAGCACUGGGCCUGUUCAGGUUGAAAACUGGGGUUUAACAGUAAAAAUUGACGAUUUUUCAGCAGGCCGUUUCGGUUCCUCUCUGCGCUCCUAGAGCUGUGUGUUUCCCAGCAUCUAGAACAGAAUAUUACAAGUUCUUUGAAAAGAUAAACCUUUUGCAGGAGGUUGCCUUCAGUUGCAUUCCAUAAGCCCACGUUUUCCAUACCCCAAAACUCGUGCUCAUCGGUUUAGUUUUUCCAUCUUGGUCCAGCAGAGUUGUGGGAAUAAGAGGCAGGAGUUAGCAGGAUUAAUUACCAGAUGUGCAUUACUGAUGAUAAAAGGGGGGAGGGGUUGAGGGGUGGUGUUAAUGGGGAAUGUCAGCCAAUGGCAGGGUCUGUAGAAGGGCUGGGUCUUUUGUCAGGAGCCUGGUGUCUGAGAGGUGGAGAGGCAGUUGGACCAACAAGGAGCUAGAUGGGUAGGACAGGCGAAGCUGCUCUCUCCCCAAUACAAUGGACAGAUUCACUGGCCUUCGGGGGGAGCCACACUGAAGCUAUCAGGGGAAGUGCAGUGUACUGGGAGUACUUUGGAGCUCGCAGCAUAACUCCCACUAUACACUUUAAAAUGUUUCUUUCGUAAUUUAAAUUUGCUCACAAAAAGAUUCACUGAAGAAGAAAGACAAUAAUGAAUCUGGCUGGAGCAGAAGGACUAUCAUAUCAUAGUGUUUUUAAAACAAUCAUGUUUAAAUGAACCUCUUUUAAAAAAAAAAAAUGCUUAUUUGCUUCCUGACACUGAUAUCACAUGCGCAAUCGGUCUUGCAAUGUCAAAACUCGCCACUGGGAGGAACCAAGGGGCACAACAUGUGGUUGAAAUUUUUAAAACAUUCCACCUGGAACGACAGCCGUUUGUGAAAAACAAGUCAAGCUACUGUAGAGUGUGAUUUGUGUCUGGCGCAGAGAGCAGCCUGCAUCUGUGUCUCCAUUUGAAUAUCGUGCUUUUAGUCUCGUUUAGGAAACAUUUCAGCCCAAUAGAAACACCUGCGUUUCGGCGUAUCAGCUAACCGGAACACUUUAGCAUUAGCUUAAAAUGCUGACUAGCCUGCUUUUUCUUUUCAAUUAAAAACUAAAUUUCAUUUAAGCCUACAACUUUUUCAAAUCCGCUUUUAAACUAUGAUAGCGACUUGGCCUGGAAUUAAUUAAUUAAAACCAAUUUCCUCAGUACACUUGGUAUUUUCGUAUUUGGCCAGUCUGUGGCUGGAAAGUGGCUUUUUCCCCUCUACACUGUUAACAAACUGAAAUGUGGCUCUUCGUAUGACUUAAGCUGUUGUUUGCCAAAAUUUCAGAUUGUUAUGUCACACAGCUACCACUAGAAUGCACUGUUGCAAUACUCAAAUGGACAUAUGGCGUCUCGCUUUAAGGAAAAAUCUUUUUAAUACGAAUCGUUAGUAAGGACUGGAUUUAAGGGUCUGUGGUGUAUGCAUAUAUCAACACAUAUGCAUGUUUUCCUCAUUAAUGUUACAGUAGCCUGUGGCCUUUUAUCUUCUCUAUAAAACUUUAAAUAUAGGGAUUACAUUUCAAAUGAAUACUCAUCCUUUAUUAAUACUAAAUAAGUCUGCAUUAAUUCUGUUCAGCUAUUCUGAUUGAUCUUUCCAGGCUGGUCGUCUAUUUGUACAACGUCUGUUGAAGCUUUCCUGGAAAAAAGGAACUGAAAUUCUGCAAGUGAAUUUAGGACUACUGGAUUACAUAUUUAUGUUUUUUUUUAUCAUAAUACAGAAACUAUGUAGCCUUAUGCUAAAAAAACAAGAUGCACUAUAAUAUGGCCCCUGCUUCUCUGGAAAGUCCAGAAUAGGUGUUUAUACUGAAAUUUGUUAGUAUUAAAGGUACAUUAUUCAUGCUGAAUUUUGUAAAGAAAAUGGGUAAAACAUGUAAAUAUGUUUAUGUAAAAAAAGUAACUGUAAAAUAUAUAUUAUAUAUAUUGUGAUCUAUGUGGCCUUUUUCUAAUGAGACUUUAUUUAUCUCUGUUCUCCGUUGUGGGAAAUUGAGAAUUACAGAGUUUAUUUCUCAUAAUAAAUAACAGUUAUGAUAAGUUUG